This is a messenger RNA of Haliotis rubra (blacklip abalone), 1061 nucleotides long. Its product is annotated as transmembrane protein 220-like. The coding region runs from base 142 to 714 and encodes 190 amino acids. The record is from RefSeq and is a predicted model, not a curated record. NCBI's taxonomy places the organism in Eukaryota, Metazoa, Mollusca, Gastropoda, Lepetellida, Haliotidae. The transcript has 7 exons.
GUGUCGUCAAUGUGCACUGUACGGAGCCCAUAUAUACAUACACACAUCUGCAAUCGUCGAACACGGUUGUGACAGAUUUACAGAGUUCACAGCACUUAGAAGUAUUCUUAUGAACACCAGCGUGAAUAUUUAUUGACGGUGAUGGAUUAUGAACGUGUUCCAACAUCGGCUGGGGAUGCCUCAAAGAUACAGUCCGGGAUGUGGGAUCAUGUCUGGUGUGGAAUCAACGUCUUCAUGCUUGUGUUCUUUGUGUUAGCGGCCUAUUUCAAUCUGAAUGACAAUGACUGGUACCUGUGGGUGCCAAUAUAUUGUGUCCCAGCAGUGCUGUGUCUUCCAAUCAUUGUAAAACCAAAACUGUCAGAAAAUAAGAUAAUAGGAAGUGUGUCUGUGGUGCACUUCACGCUGUGUUUAGCUUACUCAGGGUACCAGGUCAUCACCAUGGUCCAAGUGAUUAGCGGUCGCAUCCAGAACCCGCUUCAACAUGAGGAGGGCAGAGAGAUGGGAGGUCUGCUGAUCAUUAUUGCAUGGUUGGGGAUCUGCAGAUUCACAGCACUAGGGAGACCUGACACCACUGCCACGAACCGGUCGCUGAUGAAUGCUCUGGUCCUGAUGUCAGUGACGCUGGCUGUGCUGCCGCUGUUCACCUGGGCUCUGUGUUUUGUUGGGGACUGGCAUCAGAAGCUGGGCCACUGCAAUGGCAUGUUCAGGUCCUAGGAUGCUGAGGAGGAUCAUGAUGAGGAGAAGGAGGAGUUGUUUGUUGGAUGUAACACUACUCUGAACAGUGCUGCAACUGUAUCUGUGUGUGGGGAAGCUAGGACAUGUGGGAGGAAACCCUGUAGUGAUGCUGGUCUCAGAUAUUUUCCACACAUGAUUGUGAGACACCUAAGGGAUGUAACUCAGUAUGGCAAAAUCUGACAUAUCAGAUGACUAGGUCAUUGUGACCCCAACUGGUGAUCUUGAAGCUGGAGUGAGUGAGUGAGUGAGCUUAGAUUUACGCCGCAUUCAGCAAUAUUCCAGCUAUAUGGCGGCGGUCUGUAAAUAAUCGAGUCUGGACCAGACAA